CGGAAGCAAGCAGGUGCCUCCAGUAAAGGGCAAAGCUUUACGGCAAGUGACGCCGGACGAUGCUCUUGAAGAUUUCGCUGUGCUGAACAAGUCGAAUCAACAUAAAAUGGAUUGCGUCAGUGUCUGUGCAGAUGUGAAGAAUAAAGAGAAAAUGAUCGUAGCGGCGACACAACAACAUCAAGGACGACUAGGAGGCUUUCGAGAAGGAACGAAUAACGAGGCAAAAAAUCUGCUGUCCCCUGCUCGCAGCCCAAUCUCGUCGAAAGAGAAACCAGGUUCCUUGUCACCGUCCUCCACCGCGUCCGCGUGUGCUGGGGGAGCUAUGCAGGGUAUACCAAGACAAGUCAGCAUAGGGUCUGUCACUACGGGCACCGGCGGUCCGGCGUCGAGCAGCUGGGGCGGUAGUACAAGCGCAGGCGGUGGUAUCAGAGUGCACAAGAACGGACCCCCUCCCCCAUAUUUGCAUGGCAUGAACAGCAAUACAAACACCAGCACACGUGGAGCCUAGGCAUGACAAAUUUAUGCACCUGACGUAGUACAACUGUUUGGAAAUAAUUUGUCAUGCAAACAGUGCUGCGGGGCAGCGACAGACCGGAUUUGGGGUUUUGCAUGACAAAUGAGGGCGAGGGGGAAUUGUGCACUGUCAUAGGUGGAACCUCGUCCGCGCACCGCCACGGCUCGUCUAACUCAAGCAGGUUCGGAGGUCCGACGUCUACGGGCUCUGCGACGUCGGAGAUAUUACCCCAUAUGGAUCAGGCCGAGGCCAACCUUGCUGCCCUGAGAGGGGGUUGUGGCUCCUUCUUGCCCGGAGUAGAUGACCACAACAAGAACCGUUCAGCAGCUGGCGAGGACAACGUCGGCCAAAAAAUAGAAGUCGUGGACCACCUGACCAACCACGACACGAGGCAGCGACUCGAGGCUACUUGUGGGACGAUCAAGAACCCCACUACUUUAUCGGCAUCAAAAGCCAGCAGCUUGAUGCAUAUGCAGCAGUGCGCUGCUGGGAAAAUUAUAGACACGAGAAUGCCGACUGCAGAUCUUUUCACCACUGCGGAAUUAUUGCUCUCUCCGGCUUUCGACACGAUUGAGAGGCAAGACGAAGAUUUCGGUUUGGGCAAGACAUGCAACACUUUCAUGCUGGGGCAAAAGAUCUCCUACACCAUCCGAACGGAAAAAUUGCAACUCCCCGAACACUUCAAGGCAGACCGGGGGAUAAGCGUUGAAAAAGCAAAUUUGAUGGAAAGACGGAUGGCGCUGCAGUUCUUGGAGGAGAAAGGGAAGUUGGUGGAGUUUAAAAAGACCCCGGUGUAUUUGGGGGGCACUACACGUUGUACAACUAGAAAGGAACAAAUGAAGAGCUGUGGGCCGCAGCACCAGACAGUAGAACAGAAUCAGCAUGCGACAUCUUCAUCAAAGUGGGCGAAGGUGGUACCUGUCAAGAACGGAGAGGAUAAUACGGAUUCUCGGCGAAAAACAAAUGAGGCAUCUGUUUGUCCUGCGGUGCGGCACAUGGAACUAGAUAAGGACGAGCAGCAGGAAAUCAGUUGCGAAGAAGAACGCGAGGACCAGGACAUUAUUUCCAAUAUCGACGAUGCCGUGGUGAUACGAAUCGCAAAAGUAUCGUACUAGUACAAAUUGCAUUACAAAUUUUCGCAGCAUGAAAAAUUGAAUUUGUCAUGCUGUUUCACCUUGGAAACGGAAAGGAAAUUUGUCAUGGUGCAUACCUGCAAUUAGUACGAGUGGGAUACUUUUCCACAGGAUAAGUGAAUUUCUGUCCGUCAGUCGGGAUGAGCACUACUAUUGCGGCUGCACAAGCUCAGCAGGAAGGAGAUGGAGCGCAGCAAGUAGAUGUAGAGCCCGAGGAGCAUGAAAGAGAGUACAGUUUCCGGCAACUGAUCCGAAUUCCCCAGGAGCUAGACCCGUUGGUAAAGCGAUCCAUUGAGCUGAAACAACUGUUUCUGAAGUGGCUACUGGCAAGCGAUUUCAUGGAGAAGUUGAAAAGAGAAAAGCGGGAAAUAUGAAUCGCAAAAGUAACGUACUAGUAUAAAUUGCAAUACAAAUUGACUCAGCAUUUGCAUUUUACUACAGAUUGAAUUUGUGAUGCGGAUUUUCCUCAGGAACUAGAUUUGUAAUGCAUAAAUGCAAUUAUUAGUACAACUACAAGCAUUUUGCACAGGAUAGGAAAGGAAAAAGUACGAAAGGGAAGAGAAGUGGAAAAGGAAGCAAGCGCAGCUACGGACGAGUAGUGCAGCAGCUUCAGGGUAUAAUGUUGGUGGGGGAAGAACAACCUCUAAUGCAACCGGAGGCUAUGAUACUUUGCGAGGAGAUCAUGGCGGGUAUGGUGGAGCUGGAUCAACAGGUACAUCAAGACAGCACCACCAGCAUGAUGAACGACAUAACAACCCUGCUUCCGCCCUCCCGCAUGAAGAUGACGAAUAUGUGACGCCGUCCGUUGAUGAAGAACUUCAACGCGCCGGCGCAGCAGUUCUUGUAGCACGUUCUUCUCCUCAUCCUCAACACGCAGCCUCAACACCAGAGAAUAUUAAACGUGUGUCCCCACGCGGCGGGCGAGAAGACCACGACAUGGAGCAAGAACAGCAAGACCACCACUACUCCACCAAGCUGGCCCACGAUGUCGAAGAUGUUUAUUCGCAGUCGUCAGUUUCCCUGCUCUCCCCCUCCAGAACAAGGGAUGUGUUGCCGAACAUGAAUAUGAAUGUCACCGCCGAGGAUGAAAUAAUAAUAAAUCCUCCGGCUAGUACUAGUAGUGCAGAAGCGCCGCCGGCGCCUCCUAGUCUCACCCCGCUAAUCGAGCAAGAAGAUGAGGACAUGGCUUGGGAACGAAACCGGAAGUUUUUCCUCUACUCUCUGACGCCACCGGAGAUGAAAAUUGUGCCGAAGAGGAACAAUAAUGCGAGACAAAACCUCCAGAAUGCAGUGGAAGCAGCCGGCGGACAUGUUGCCCCGUCAACACCAGGUGCGAAUGGUCUUCCACAAGGUGUGAUCCACAGAACGGCCACUCACCGAACCAACGGCGGCGCGGAUCAUUGUGUGCAGCAGACGGGCGACUCAACACGCGGGCAUGAUCAACAGCUACCUAGCACCACUGGCGACACAAUAAAAACCGUCAAUCGCAAUCGGCCUCGAAGCGGCGGACGAGGACCGCUUUGUUUAGUCAACACCGCGGAAUUAUAAUGCACUGCAAAAGUAUAAUCGUACUCGUUCUGAUUGCGUUUAUGCAUUACAAGUCUUUUUCUUGAGGCAAAUCCGCAUUACAAAUUCAAUUUGUAGUGCUAAAUCAAUUUGUCAUGCAAUUUAUACUAGUACUAUUCUAGUACGAUAUUUUUGCAGUUCAUAGGAAUGGUCUGAAGUGGACUCCGAGACAGCGUCGCGACCCGGGUGGCCACACGGCGAGAUCCAGGCGGCCGUGGAUCUCUGCUUUUGCGGCGGCGAAG
Molecule: messenger RNA, 3455 nt
Organism: Amoebophrya sp. A120
Lineage: Eukaryota; Dinophyceae; Syndiniales; Amoebophryaceae
Source: the annotation of a GenBank genome assembly